GUUAUUGAUAUAGGUUGUGUGAGUUAUAUUGGUCCAUAUAGACUGAUGUGGCAUGGCACUGUUUACGUGUUGGUUACUGGAUCAUUUGAGGACAGCCUUUUUUUUUUUUUAAAGUGGAGUAGGCUACAGCUCGCCUGCAUCUGCUGAAAAUCUGCUCCAGUUCAUUGCAGUAAAGUUGCUGCAGCACCAACUCUGUUGCUAUGAGUGUGGGAUCUGAUCACACAUCACAAGCAUUUUUGAUUUGAACAUCUUAACAGUCUAAGUGAGUCUGGUGUAAGAGUAUGACCCUCUCCAAAUCACGCACUGCUGUGCCGCACCCUCUCCUGCAUGCACCCUUGGCUUUUGGCUACGACUCAAAGCUGUGGAGUUGACAGAAGGUAAUCUCCACCAUGUGAGGCCUCGGCCCCAGUUUGGAGGCGGGGUGUGAUUCAUUCAAAUCUGCCGGUGCUAUAAAAAGAGGGGAAGUUGCAAGUAACCCAACUUCAACCCACAAGAUCGUGGCAUAGCAGAAGAUCAUCCGUGUUGUUAUUCUACGUGAUGAUGAAUACGGUUAAAGCUAUUAAAACUGCAAUAGUCUGUCUCGUCUUGCUGCCCCGUUUUCUGAUGGCAGCGGUCAUGUUUUGGCUUCUUGACUUUUUAUGCAUAAGGAAAAGAGUUUUCUUCAGGAUGAAGGAGCAGGAGGGCGAUGCCAUCGAUCCUCCACUGUGCAUAUCAGACUCCAAUCGUCUCUUCAGCCUGGAGUCCCUCAAGGCAGUAUGGCACGGACAUAAACUGGACUUUCUCAAAGCGGCGCAUCUCGGACACGGAGCGCCCAACACUGAAGUUGUUCAGCUGGAGGAUCAGCGGCGCAGCCGCAUCCUGGAUUACGCAAAGGACAAGAGACCGCUCAUCCUCAACUUUGGCAGCUGCACCUGACCACCGUUCAUGGCGCGUCUGAAGGCGUUUCAGGGAGUCGUGCAGCAGAACGCAGAUAUAGCAGACUCUGUAGUUGUGUAUAUCGAGGAAGCGCACCCCUCCGACGGCUGGAUGAGCACUGACGCGCCCUAUCAGAUCCCCAAACACCGGUGUCUGGAGGACCGGCUGAACGCGGCGCAGCUGAUGCACCUGGAAGUGCCCGGCUGCCUGGUCGUGGUCGACAGCAUGGAAAACUCCUCCAACGCUGCAUACGGAGCUUAUUUCGACAGACUUUAUAUACUGCAGGAGGGAAAGAUAGUUUACCAGGGUGGCAGAGGACCUGAAGGAUAUCGGAUCACAGAGCUCAGAGACUGGCUGGAUCAAUACAGAGAAAGGCUUGAAAAAUCCAAUAAUCUAGUUAUUCACGUGUAAAUAGGUUCUGAUCUUUUUAGAGCUGCUAUAACAAAAAAAAACAAAUAUGGUGCAGAUUUUACAGUAUUAUAACACCACUUAGAAACAUUUCCAUCAAUAAUGGUGUAUUUAUUUUAUAUAUGGUUGGAUCAAAGUAAUUGUAAAGCUGUAGGCUCCUUCAUGUCAUAUUGGACAUCUAUACAUCCUGUUAGGAUCCAUCCACAAACAGGUUAGUUUGUUUUGGACCUUUUGUGAACAAAAAGUAUUUUAUGUGUCAAAAGUUUUUUCUUUUUGUUUUUAUCUCUUCUCCUCGUGUAAAUGCGUAAACGCAUGAUGAACCCAUCAGGACGUUGGCAUUAGCGCAUCACUGUGUUCAUCAGUAUUGUUGUGAAGUUCGGUUUUUAAACGGAUUGAAUCCAGAGAACCGAGACUGAUGUUUUUCAUACUGGAGAUCAUGGUGAAAGUGCUGCUGUCUGCCCUGCAUGGCACAACUUGUUUUUUUUUUUGUAAAUAUUGUUCCGUUUUAUGGAUAUAUUUUUCAUACAAUAAAAUGCUUUGAUCUAAUAUCUUCCUUCAUUACAUUUUUGUUUUUUGCAAGGUGUAUUUCUUCUCUCUUUUUUCUUCUUUUUUUUUUUUUUUGCAAUAACAGCAUGCUGUGUAUAGGUUUUACAGUAAUUUGGUUUCUUAUAGUAGAAGAUAAAAGGAUGAAUGUUUAAUUUCCUGCACAAUAAAGCACAACAGGCCCCAAGAAUUCCUCUGGAAAUCUCCUUUCUGAUGUGCAGUCCUUGAAAAUGGUGUGGAGAAGUAGAAAAUAUGAAAUCACUUCAGAAAGGAUAAGAUUUCCCCAGAAAUCCCCAAGCAGAAAAAGUAUUUAAACGUGGUAAUUAUUGCGUUAUUUGAAUGCAGGUGAUUCACAAC
This is a messenger RNA of Larimichthys crocea (large yellow croaker), 2223 nucleotides long. It is a transcript of the gene dio3a, whose product is annotated as iodothyronine deiodinase 3a. Lineage: Eukaryota; Metazoa; Chordata; Actinopteri; Sciaenidae. Gene Ontology annotation, biological process: thyroid hormone metabolic process. The record is from RefSeq and is a predicted model, not a curated record. The transcript has a single exon. Gene Ontology annotation, molecular function: thyroxine 5'-deiodinase activity.